This is a messenger RNA of Aureococcus anophagefferens, 2547 nucleotides long. RefSeq lists its product as hypothetical. Gene Ontology annotation, molecular function: microtubule motor activity; ATP binding; microtubule binding. The coding region runs from base 57 to 2072 and encodes 671 amino acids. The transcript is spliced from 7 exons. The record is from RefSeq and is a predicted model, not a curated record. Gene Ontology annotation, biological process: microtubule-based movement; mitotic spindle organization. Lineage: Eukaryota; Pelagophyceae; Pelagomonadales; Pelagomonadaceae.
UCCGGCACCUUGAACCUAUACAAAAACGCUGCCCCGACGCGGUUGGCCUCGAGACGAUGGAGACCGUGUCCGUCUUCGCGCGCGUGCGGCCGCUCAGCGCGCGGGAGGCGCGCGAGGGCGAGGGCCGCGCCGUCUACGCGCAGGCGGCGCACGGCGCCGUGUCCGUGGCGUCGGCCUACGGCGGCGACGGCGACCGCGCCUUCCGCUUCGAGCGCGUCUUCGACGAGGACGCGAGCCAGGGCGACGUCUUCGCGGCGUGCUGCGCGCCCCUCGUCGCCUGCGCCCUCGAGGGCACGAACGCGAGCAUCCUGACCUACGGCCAGACGGGCACGGGCAAGACGCACACCAUGCUCGGCCACGACGUCUGGCGGCUCGCGGCCGAGUGCGCGCGCGCGGCCGCGGACCGGACGAGCGACGGCGAGCGCGGGCUCAUCCCGCGCGCCAUGGCCUGCCUCUUCGGCGCGCUGAAGCGGUCGCGGGCGCGCGCCUGCGUCAAGGUGUCCUACGUCGAGAUCCACAACGAGCGCGUCGUCGACCUGCUGCGGCCGCCGGACGGCGACGGCGAGCCCGCGGCGCUGGACAUCCGCGACGACGCCGAGCGCGGCAUGAUCGCGCUGGGCGCCGAGGAGGUCGAGGUCGGCGCCGAGGACCAGGUGCUCGACGUGCUCUGGUUCGGCGCGGAGAACCGCGCCAUGUGCGCGACGGACCUCAACGAGCGGAGCUCGCGGUCGCACACGAUCUUCGCCGUGGCCAUCGAGCGCCUCGACCGCGACGGCCGCCUGCUCCGGUCGAAGCUGAACCUCGUGGACCUCGCCGGGUCCGAGAAAUUUGAUUGCACACAGGCCGCGCGCAUCAAGGAGCUCACGUCCAUCAACCAGAGCCUCUCCGCGCUCGCGAACGUCGUCGGCGCGCUCAUCGCGGGCAAGGCCCACGUGCCCUACCGCGCGUCCAAGCUCACGCGCUUACUGCAGGACUCGCUCGGCGGCACGUGCAAGGCCGCGUUCGUCGCGACGAUGUCGCCGUGCGCGUCCGCCGUCGAGGAGACGCUGUCGACGCUCCACUUCGCGCGGCGGGCCAUGAAGGUGCGCGUCUUCGCCGCGCCGAACGUCGAGGCGGCGGACACGGGCGGCGGCGGCGGCGGCGGCGCGCGCGAGCUGCGGAACGCGCUCGCCGUCGCGCGCCAGGAGAUCGCGCGGCUCGAGAAGGUCGUCCGGCAGCAGCGCCGCGGCGUCGCCGCGCCCGACGCGCCGUCCGACGCCCCGGCGACGGCGCGCGCCCGGGACCUCGCGGAGCGGCGCGCGGCGCUCGCGAAGGAGUGGGCCGCGCGCGGCGCGUCCGCCGCGUCCGCCGUGGACCGCCGCGACUGGCUCGAGCGCUACCACGCGUGGCUCCGGGACCUGCCGCCGCUGGCCCCGGCGGACAUGGCCGGCGCGUCCGUGGACCUGCGGGAGCGCGUCGCGCUCAUGGAGGCCUCCGUGCUCGUCCAGAGCGAGGAGCUGGCCACCGCGACCGCGUCCUUCGACGCGGAGCGGAAGGCUUUGGCGAGGGAGCGCGACGACGCGCGCGCGGCCCUGCGGCGCGCGCGCGACGGGGCGCUCGUCGCCGAGGAGCCCAAGGCGACGACGGCGACGCGGCGGCCGUCGGCGGCGGCGAAGACCGCCGCGAAGGUGCCCUCCGCGAAGGCCGCCGCGAAGCCCGCGGCGGCGGCGCGGCGCGCGUCCGCGGCCGCGAACCGCAAGGCCGCGCCCGCGCCCGCGCCCGCCGCGAAGCCCCGGGCCGUCAUCGACGAGGACGCCCUCGCCGUGCUCCGGUCCGUCGGCGUCGACGCGUCGACGCUCGACAAGCUCGUCCGCGGCGCCGCCGCGAACGGCGCGAACGGCGCCGCCGACCCGCCGCCGCCGCCGCCCGAGGAGAACCGGGCGGCGAACGCGGCGCCGGCGAAGAAGAAGAAGCGGCCCGUCGUCGCGCGGCACCUCGACGCGGCGACGGGCGUCUACUACUACUACGACCGCAAGACCAAGGAGACGACGUGGGAGCCGCCGCCGAACUGGGACCCGGCGAACGGGACGUAAGACGGCUAAGGCGGCUUGAGCGCGCGCCAGGAGGAGGACCCGCGCGACCGCAGCUUCGCGGCCGGCGGCGGCGGCGGCGUCGCCGUCCCCGCCGACCUCGCCGGCCGGCGCCUCCACCGCCACCGCCUCGUCCGGCGCCGCGGCGCGCGCCGCCGGCGCGCAGGCUUCGCACCUGCAGUCGAAGAGGCGGUGCUUCCAGAGCCAGGCGCGGUCGCGCGCGGCGACGCAGCGGAGGGUCUCGCCGUCGCGCUCGAGCGUCGCCGUCGGCGCGCAGGCGUCGAAGCGCGCGUCGCAGUCCGCGACCUUCCGGACCAUGUCGUCCUUGAUGGCCGCCGUCGCCGGCGACCGGAAGGAGUGCUUGAGGUCCUCGUCGACGAGGCGCAGCGCGUCGAGCCAGCGCCGCGACCGCGGGUGGAGCCGAACGUCGCCGUCUUGCAGCGGCCGCACUUGAGGAGCCUGGCCCGCUCCCGCCCGC